AUUUGUUAUGAUGCGUAACCAUGGCAACAAUCUGGUUUACAAUCGGGAGCAGCUGAUUAACAUGGGAAAGGCUGAAAUAAUACCUCAACUGAAGCCACAAAUCCCAAAUGAGCUAAAACGCAAUGGUUUAAGUACGCAGCAGGAACACAAAGACUAGUGUUUGCUGAAAACAUCUAGAUGAUCUCCAAAACUGUACCUGAACUUUCUGGAAGGUGUGAACUCAGGUGUAAAAGUAGGAAGAGAAAUCCUCACAAGCAGUAAAACAUGGUAGCGGUAGUGUGAUGGUCUGGGUAUCUUCUGUUGGGUCCAGGAGCGUAUUGGGAUGAAAAUUCAGCCCUGAAACAUCUCCAUCUGUCCGUCAGAGCCAGGGGGAGGAGCUUAGUGCAGACGCCAGCCUGAAGCACACCCAUCGGCCAUGGGAUUCUCCAGGACUCAGAUUGCCAGUCCACUUCUGUUUGGGUUCAGACCUGUACACUUGAGUUCUUCAGCAGAAGGACAUUACUAACCCUCACCGGACCAGGUAGGUUCAUCUCUGAAUGAAGACUAUUCCUAACCUAGGUGGUCCAGGCAGGAAGCCCUCCAGUCAGACUGAAUUAGAACAAUUCUAUUAAGAUGCAGGAGAUAAGAUUAACCAAUAGCAGAAUAAGACUUAUAACCAGUAGUUUCUGCUGCUGGUAACCCUAACCUACUAGUUACUGUGGUUAGGAGGUGAUGAUGACUCCAGGUAUAACCUGUGGGUUCAGGUUUAUUUCCUCCAUAACAAACAUCUUUUUUGUUUGGUUUAUCUCUGUAUGAGUUAUGUUAAUGGGACAAACUGAUGAGUAGUUAUUGAUAACUGAUUAUUAGUUACUGAUAACUCAUUAGUAGUAGAGGUGGGAAAAAUGAUCGAUUCUAAGAUGCAUCGCGAUUCAGCCGUGCAUGAUUCCGCAUCGAUGCAGCAACGUGACAUAAUGAGAUGGACAAUAAAGUUUUGAGGGUUUUACAAUUACUUCUGGGGGCAGAGUUGCAAUGUCAUGCGCACUGCGUUGCCCUAGCGCCAAUUUAAAACAGAAAAGGUGGACAGGGAUACAGGGCCAACAUUACCAGUAAUCAAAGAUGUACCCGUUACAUUUAAAUCGGAUGUUUGGGCUACAUUCGGUUUUGGGAUCCUGGAUGUGAAAGAAUCACUUAACACAGUAUUUGUUUACUAUUUUUAAGUUCAGUAAUAUUCUAUCUUAAAGCUGCUCUACCGAAAACAUUAUUUCUUAUAUUAUUUAAGUAAUUAUAGGCAGCACACUUUAAAAAUUAUUGCUCACUAUAGUGAACAGAUGAAUGUUCUGUUUUUCAGGGAUUUCGAAAUCAAAAAGAAAUUGAAAACUAUUCUACUGCUUUUAUUAAGUAAUGAAAAUUUUUGUGUGAAGAAUCGAGAUGCAUUUCAGACUCAAAUCGAAUCGUUAGGCAGAUAAUCGGAAUCGGAUCGAAUCGUGAGGCAGGUAGAGAUGCACACCACUAAUUAGUAGUUUAUUAAGGAUUAGCAGGUAUUGUGGAAAUCAAUCCCAUGGCUUCCUGAACAACAGCUUAAUGAUGUAUUACUAAUAUUAAAGUAGGAAUACAUCCAUCACCCUGUUUGUGAGUGACAGGGACGGCGCCAACAUUCUAGCCACGCCCCUUUGUUUAUGAAAAAAAAAAGUUAUCAAAGUCGCUACCUGGAGGCACACCUGUGUGAUGACUGUUAACUUUAUCCUCUCUGACUGGCCACCACAGAAGAAGAAAAGGUAAAACCAAAACGUAUUCUGGUCUGGACUGAGCCUCUCCACCUGUCCAGGUGGUGUUACAGGUGAGUUUACCUGUGUGACGACUCAGACGUGUGGAUGGCACACGGGUCAAAAGGCUUCAUCGGACACACCGGUGUUCUGGACAAGAGGAGCAGGUUCACCGCGCAGGAUGGAGCUCGGACUGAGCUGUGCAAAUGGACAGAAGUCUUCGCAUGGAGGUCUACCAGGAAAACACCCAGAUGGAGCCUCGUGCGUUGUAUAACAGCAUCAUGUCAUGUGAUCAGCUGAUGUCCUCUGGUCUUGUGUCUGCUCUCUUCAGUCAGCAGCAACAGCAGCAACCCAGAGAAACUCGCAGCAUGGAGAGAAAACUGGAUCUAUCCCGUCUGACGGACGAGGAGGCCAAACACGUGUGGGAGGUGAUCCAACGGGACUUUAACCUCCGCAAGAAGGAGGAGGAACGGCUCACAGAGCUGAAGAAUCAGAUAGAGAAGGAGGACACGAAGCGAGAGCUUCUAGGCUCUCAGAGCCAUGUGGCAGACUCCCUGUGCAUCCGCUGCCUGCAGCCCUUCAAGUUCCUGGUCAACAGCAAGCGCCAGUGUCUAGACUGUCACAUGUACACCUGCAAGUCCUGCAGCCGCUACAACAAGAAGGAGCACGGCUGGGUCUGCGACAACUGUCGCAUGAACAGAGUCCUGAAGGUCGGGACCGUCGGCUGGUACCAUGACAACGUGAGGAACCGUUUUAAGCGUUUCGGCAGUGCCAAGGUGAUGAGGUCACUGUACAAGCGUCUAAACGGCGAUGGCGGUCGUGAUGACGACACUCAGAGCAUGCCAGACGUCCGCAGCUACAUGUACAACGGUAACGAGGACGAUCCUGCAGAAACCGAGGCUCAGCGCUACAAGAUGAUGAGGAAGAACAAGCGGCUGCUGUCAGUUCAUCCCAUGGACUUCGAUUCAGAGGAUUAUCUUCCUCACUCCCGCCGCCCGUCUGUGCAGCAGAUGCAGAUGCAGGAGGAGCGCGGCUACAGGAACGAUGCGGAUUACGACCUCUACAACCACCGAGCUAACCGCAGGAAGAGUCUGGACCGUUAUGCCAUGAGGCCAGAUGACUAUGCAGAGAAUCGGAUGGUCCGGACACGCUCUUUGUCUAAGAUCAGCUCUUCUGUGGCUCGGCAGCAGUAUGUUGACACGUCUGAUGAGGAGGAGUACUGUAGAUACCCUCCCAUGUACCAGCAGCAGCCCCCCCACCGCCGCAGAAACAGUAGAGCCUCUUCUCAGGAGAACCUGGGCCAAGCUCCGCCUAUAAACGAACUGAACAAACGAAUGUCAGCCAUCGAGAGUCUGCUGAGCCGUCUGGAGGAGAAGAUGUCACCAGCUGAUGAGGCUUCAACUCCGUCGGGUCAGAAUGAGGAGGAGAAGCUGAGGAGGAAACUAAGUGAGCUGGCAGGGAACCUGAGUGAUAAAGGCCUGUCGUCAGAUGAUGAGGCCAUGAAGAAGACCUUCCCUGCUAGUAAAGGACUACCUGGAAUCAUGAGUGGGCCCGCGGGCCCUCGGGAUGCUCUAAAGGACAAAGAGCUGAGCUCGUCCAGUGAUGAGAUGCCCACAGAGGCUCAGAAGGUGUACAUCACCGCCGGUCAGUCGUACGAUCUGGAAAAGAAGCUUCGGCGACUAGAGCACAGCGCCAAGAACCGUUUUGGAGGGACGACGGACUCUGAUUUGUCGGAGCUGGAGGAUGUGAUGGCGCUGACCGCAGCCCGAGUACAGGGUGCUGAGAGCGAGGUUUCGGACAUCGAGAAUAAAAUCGCUGCUCUAAGCUCCAAGAAAAAGGUUUCUGGAUCUCAUCAGAAGAAGAAGGCCACUUCAGACUUCUCCAAAUCUAAUGGAGCUUCAUGGAGAUCUAACAACAUGUUCUGAUACAGAACGGGUCCUUCUCUGAGCUCCUCUUCCCCUGCCUCCUGCCCCUCCUCCUCAUCACACCACAAUCAGGAGAAAUGGGAGUAAAAUCGUCAAACAAAAAUUUUAAUAAGGAAAAUAAAUAAAUAAAUUGAUGUUUUUUUUAAUGAAAAAUAAAAAAUAAACAUGUUGAUUAAACACACAUAAAACACAAGUAAGAUUAAGUAAACAUGUCAAACUAAAACACAUUAAAAUUACACAAAUACCUAAUCUAAGCUAUUCAUUGAUGUAUAAAUCGGAUUGUGUUCUUUUCUGAUUGUCCUGCUGAUUUAUUGAUUAAACCUCAUUGAUCCUCUGGA
Nothobranchius furzeri (turquoise killifish) is the source of this 4005-nucleotide messenger RNA. It is a transcript of the gene mlpha, whose product is annotated as melanophilin a. Gene Ontology annotation, molecular function: actin binding; myosin binding; small GTPase binding. Gene Ontology annotation, biological process: intracellular protein transport. NCBI's taxonomy places the organism in Eukaryota, Metazoa, Chordata, Actinopteri, Cyprinodontiformes, Nothobranchiidae. The record is from RefSeq and is a predicted model, not a curated record. Gene Ontology annotation, cellular component: cortical actin cytoskeleton.